CCGUCGGUCGGGCUUUCCCACAAGCCGUAGGCUCUGGCUCCGCGCGCUCCUCCUCCUCCUCCCCCUCCUCGGUUUCUCUGGGAGUCCAGGCCCCGCCUGUUUCCCUCCCCCAGGGCCUCCUCAGCCCGCUCCUGUCUUCUGCGCCUCUGCUGCUUCUGCCGAAGGCGGAGGAUCCAUGUUGUCCCCUCAGCGAACGGCAGCGGUGGCAUCGAGAGGAGCAGGUGAUGCCAUGGAGAGUGGAAAACCUGGUCCAGUGCAAGUUGUUUUGGUUCACAAAGAGCAGCAUUCCUUUGAGCUAGAAGAGAGUGCCUUGGCCAGCAUCCUCCUGCAGGAUCACAUCCGAGAUCUUGAUGUGGUAGUAGUAUCAGUGGCUGGCGCCUUUCGAAAGGGCAAAUCCUUCGUUCUGGACUUUAUGCUCCGAUACUUAUAUGCUCAGAAAGUUGGUCAUUCAAAUUGGUUGGGUGACCCAGAAGAACCACUGACAGGAUUUUCAUGGCGAGGAGGCUCUGACCCAGAAACCACUGGGAUUCAGAUUUGGAGUGAAGUUUUCACUGUGGAGAAGCCAGGUGGGAAAAAGGUUGCAGUUGUUUUGAUGGAUACCCAGGGGGCAUUUGACAGCCAAUCAACUGUGAAAGAUUGUGCUACCAUCUUUGCUCUAAGCACCAUGACUAGUUCUGUUCAGAUUUACAAUUUGUCCCAGAACAUUCAGGAAGAUGAUCUUCAACAGCUACAGCUCUUCACAGAAUAUGGACGUCUGGCAAUGGAUGAAAUUUUCCAAAAACCCUUCCAGACACUGAUGUUUUUGAUUCGAGACUGGAGUUUCCCUUAUGAAUACGGGUAUGGACUGCAAGGAGGAAUGGCAUUUUUGGAGAAGCGCUUACAGGUGAAGGAACAUCAACACGAAGAAAUUCAGAACGUUCGAAAUCAUAUUCACUCAUGCUUCUCAGAUGUUACCUGUUUUCUCUUGCCACAUCCAGGGCUCCAGGUGGCCACAAGCCCUGACUUUGAUGGGAAAUUGAAAGAUAUUGCUAGUGAAUUCAAAGAACAGUUGCAGGCACUGAUACCAUAUGUACUAAACCCAUCUAAGUUAAUGGAAAAGGAGAUCAAUGGCUCAAAAGUCACCUGUCGGGGACUGUUGGAAUAUUUUAAGGCAUAUAUUAAAAUUUACCAAGGAGAAGAUCUGCCUCACCCCAAAUCCAUGCUUCAGGCCACUGCUGAAGCCAACAAUUUGGCAGCUGCAGCCUCUGCCAAAGAUAUUUAUUACAGCAACAUGGAGGAGUUUUGGGUAGGAGAGAAACCUUAUUUGUCUCCAGAUAUUUUAGAAGAGAAGCACCAAGAAUUCAAACAGGUCGCUCUGGAUCACUUUAAGAAGACCAAAAAGAUGGGUGGGAAGGAUUUCAGCUUCCGUUACCAGCAAGAGCUGGAGGAGGAAAUAAAGGAACUGUUUGAGAACUUCUGCAAGCACAAUGGCAGCAAGAAUGUCUUCAGUACCUUCCGAACCCCUGCAGUUCUGUUCACAGGCAUAGCAGCAUUGUACAUAGCUUCAGGCUUCACUGGCUUCAUUGGGCUUGAGGUUGUAGCCCAGCUGUUCAACUGUAUGGUUGGACUGCUGUUAAUAGCACUCCUUACCUGGGGGUACAUCAGGUAUUCUGGUCAGUAUCGUGAGCUGGGUGGAGCUAUUGACUAUGGUGCAGCAUAUGUAUUAGAGCAGGCUUCUUCUCAUAUUGGCAAUUCUACUCAGACUGCAGUGAGGGAUACCAUCGUUGGGAGACCACCUACAGAUAAAAAAGCUCAAUAACAUCUUAAUGGCAAGAUCAACAAGAGCCCAGUCAGUCCAGGAUUUCUGCUAAUGCCAUCAUGAGUCCAGUUCCAGAGGAAUGGCAGAUCUGAGACUGCCCUGGAAGUGCUGAGACGGGGCACUGUAAUAAAUGAACUGACCUCUCCUAUGGUUUCCAAUUCCACUUGUCUUGGAAGCAGUUCUUUUUGUUGCUGUUAUAGACCCAAGGCUAUAGACCCUCUUCUCUGCUUUGUGCACUUUAAGGGGUGGGGGGUGGGGGCUAAAAGGAAAACAUAGAAAUGCAGCUUUUAAGUCUUUGAUGUGCCACAUAGUGCCUUUUAAGACCAGUCCAUGCCUCUGCAGCCAUGAAUGCUGAGGAAUGGAGGACAACCUCAUGAAAUGCAGUUUUGGAUCAAGUUUUCUUUUGGAUUUUGGAUUUUAGUUCUUUUGUACCUUUGAAAAUUUGUUUUUCAAAAGUUUACACAACUUGAAAAAGGCACAGAACUAAAGGCCCACUGACAUGAUAUACUUAAACAAUUUCCCCCAGUAUUGGUGAUUGAACCUAGCACCUGGCAUGCUAGGUGAUUUCUCUGCCCUGGAGCUAUCCCUUAGCCUGCUUGCCUGGAGUCUCAGGUCUUGAAAUAAAUCUGUCCCUAGGUUGGCUGUGAGUGUUCCAUCUUCUUCGUCCCUCCCUAGCCUCUUGAGUAGCUUGAAUACAGACCUGUGCUACCAUCCUUGCUUCAAAAAUCUUAUUUAUAUGAAUUAUCUUUGCUAUGCAGAAUGGAAAAAAUAGAUCAUUUAAUACUUUGUGUUGGAGAGUAUAAAGGUGUUUUACAUAGUAGGCUGUCAGUUUUGUUGAACUUGCUUUUUAAAAUUUUUACUCCUAUAGUUUCUUUCUAGAAAAGAGGCAAAUGGUCCUUAAAAAGCUAGGGCUUCAUAAUAAAAGGAAUGAGCUAGACACUUCAUGGUAAAAUUGUGGUCUGAGUGAACCUCUGAUAAGUCACUUGAACUUGUGUCUUGGUCAGAUUCACUAUAUGUUUAUGUAUAUAUAUGUCACUCUCAAAAAUAGUCAUUGUCAAUAGAGAAAGACAUUACCAAAUAUUACUCCUUUUAAUGUUCAGUUUCAUGUUGCUUAGUGAUAAUACCACUAGUAAUCUGAUCUAAAGUCUUUACUCAAACUUUUUUUUUGUGGGGGCAGUGGUGUCGAUGUCUCACUGUUGCCCUGGCUGGCCUGUAACCUUUGAUAUAGAGGAGGCUAGCCUUGAACUCAUAGAGAUCCUGUGCCUUUGUGCCUGGCCCCAAACUGCUUUUUAUUCUAUGUACUGUCUAAUGCUUAUAAUAUCAAAGCUAAACUGCUAAUUUUAUCUAGUUAACUUUCCUUUUUUCCCCCUUGAUGAAGGAAGGGCAUUCAGUCGAGCUACUAUUUAAAAUUCUCUCUUGAUUUUCCUUUUGGUUAGACUGGCAGUUUUAAAAUAACAGACUUAAUGAAGGACAGUUGCUCUGACUCUAAAAUUUUCUUUUUUACAUUUACCUUGAUUAUAUUUUUAGUUUUAUAUAUUAGUUGUUUCUUUUCCCUUUGACUUUAUAAUAAUGAAUUAUUGUGGACUUAAACCUUAACGCAUGCCUGCAGGUAUAGAAACCUUAAUUUUUUUUUAGGUAAUUUGAAAUUUUGUUGUGGGAAGGAGAUAGAAUGGUUUUGGCAAAACCUAGUGUAAAUUUUAUGUACAUGAAGUAUGAAUGGAAGGUAGACAAAAAGUCUUAUAUUUAAUUUCCUUAUCAGAAAUUUCUUCUAAGUUUUCCAAUCAAGCAUUUAACAAAUCCUGAAUUAAUAUUGAGCAUUUUAUAUAUUUUCAUACCAGCUUGCCCUGAAACUUAUAGUAAUUUUUCCUUUUGCUCUGCUGUCUGGGAACAAUUCCAGCUUGUUUUUAAAACUGUUCACUGCUUGUGAGUGAUGGCUGACCAUGUAAGGGUUGGAAGCUCAGUCCUGAAGUUGUGCAGAGUUUUCAGGUAAUGUCUCCUGUCUGGAAGCUUGUACUUCGUGAUGGGCUUCUGAUACUGAGAUCAGAGAGGGUUUUGUUAGGUAGUCCAGGUUGGCCUAUAACUUGCUUUGUAGUUUAGACUGGCCUUCAACUUGAGGUUCUACUGCCUCAGCCUCCUUGAGUGCUGAGCUUGUAGGUGUGUGUCCCCAUGCCCAUCUCUGUUUUUUUUUUUUUUUUUUUUUUUUUUUUGAGACAGGGUUUUUCUGUGUAGCUUUGUAGCCCAGGCUGGCCUGGAACUCACAGAGAUCCGCCUGACUCUGCCUCCUGGCGCUGGGAUUAAAAGUGUGUGCCACCGAUGUCUGGCUCUGGCUCUACUUUUAUGGUAAAAAAAGAUGAUGUGGGAAAGAUUUGUAAUACUUUUAGUAUUACAUCUGUGUAUGUGUUUAAAAUGAAGGUUCUAUUAACUUAUUCUGCUUCUGGAACAUAUUUAUAAAGUUUUCUUUGAGGGUUCUUGGAAGUUUUUCUUGGCCUCUUUUCUAACUUUAAUUGUUGAUUUUUCUAUCACAAUUUUUCAAUACAAAAUGCCUUUAAUGAUUGACUAGAAAUAGUUUUGAGGAGAUUUAUAAGUGGUUGAAAGAAUCUAUUAGCACCUCCUCCUGCCUUUUCUUUGUGGGUCAGGGACAUGUCGUAGGAGUCAGACCAGUGUCUUCACAGGCUUUCUGUGUAGGCGUUGCUAAUUUGCACACUCCAGUCAGUGUGUGGGGCACAUUCCUAUGAACAUAAUGGAGAUUUCCAAAGCAUUCCAUUGGCAAUAACUCACUUCAGGAGAAGCUAAAUGUUGCCAAGAUAUUGAUUUUGUUUUGGGGUGCUAGGGAUGGAACCCAAGGUCUGAGUGUAUGGCAGGUGUUUGUUCUGUCUACCAAGUUAAACACUUUAGUUUGCCUCUUAACAUCAAAUGGAUAGAUCACAGCUUUAUUUGCUGAGAAGUCUCUCUCGUGACUUAACACUUACUGAUAAAUUUCACACAUCCCUUUUGAAGAGUACCAAAAAUCUCUUUCAUGGAUGCUUGUGACUUUAUUUUUUUUCUUCUUCUUCCCUCCCCUGACCCCCCCUUCUCUCUUCCUUUUUCUGUGCAGCUUCAGCCAGAGGUUUAUGUUUGAUACUUGUUUAUACUAGGUCAAGUUGCUGUUACACUUUGUGUUUGUUUUUGCUUUCUCUCUCACAAGCACACAGGCACAAGCACUGUGUUUUCAGUUUCUUUAGGAGGUCACAUACAGUGGUGUCUGGGUAUGUGAAUGAGGAAAAAAGAAAAAGGAAAAAAAAUUUCCAGAAAGUGACAUGAAAGUAUCGAAAGAUCUAUUUUGUUCGUGUCGGUUUUUGUUUUGUUUUUUUUUAAAUGUAAUUGAGUAUGAUUUGAUUUUUCUAUCAAGUGAUCAGCAUCUCUGCAUCCUUUUACCUAGCAUGUGGAGCCAAUACAAUUUCUGAGUAUUCCAUGUCCCAUGUGGCCUGUUGUUGUGGGUUAGUUGUUUUCCUCAGGGGCUGUACUGUAGCUCAAUCUUGGAUGCUGGCUCUCAUCUACCUUUUCGUGCUUUAGACUAAUCUGUGGGGUAUGUUGAAAGAAAAUCAGAUUCUGCUUUGUAUCUAGAGAUUGCUGCAGCGGUUUUGCAAUGGGGCUCUGAGAUCAUCUUUUAAAGACAUCAAUAGGUGAUUGGCGGGCAGGGGUGGGGAUGAAUGAGUUAGAAUGAACUGAUCACAGAAUGGGAGUACCCAGACAGGAAGUGCACUUGAGCAUUUUGAGCAGCUUUGCCUGAGGUCUACUGCCAGGUCUGCUCACUUCGAAAUUUGCUAUGUUUAGAAUCAUCAGGGUGCCUUAAUUUAGAAGAUUGUCCAAGCUUUUUAAAGCUGUCAUAGUGCCUUCUCUUAUAUACCUGCCCUUACACACGGACAGGUAAUUAGGAUUUUUUUUUUUUUAAUAAAUGUUGAUAGUAUCUCCUCUCAUACUCUGAAAAAGCCAAACUAGGCACUGUGAUUUGAAUCCUUAAAUUUUUGUUGUUGCCAUUGUUUUGAGAAAGGGUCUGAGCAUGUAACCCAGACUGCUCUGAAACUCUAUUCUAUAGAUCAGGUUGGCCUUGAGCUCACCGAGAUCAGUCUGUCUCCUUUCAGAUCCUGAGGUCUUUUAAAUACAGAAAACCCUGAAGUACUAAUACCAGUAAUGAACAAAGAGUAUGGGAUCUUAACUAUGAACAUAGUCACCUAUGCACCCACAGCAGGAGCAUCCCAAGCUAGCUCUUCUCAACAGAAAGGUUCCUAUGAGAAAGAAUCUCAUGUGCCAGAGUCAAAGUUCAGUGUUACAACCAAAGGAAGGUCACAUUGAUGCUUCAACAUCUUUAGUUCAGGUGAUCAAAGUUGUUAUGGAUGUAAACCUUAAAGGAGUUUAAUCUUUGAACAUACACAAGUUGUCCUCAGUUUUAUUUUAAAAAUGAUUUGUUCUAUUUUCUGCUAGAUCCUUGCCUUUGAAUGGCUUUAAAACUAUAUAUAUAUUUUAAGUGCAAUGGGAAGCAAUGAUGCUAUUCUGUGCUAAAGGCUCAUUUCUGUUUCCUUUAUGGGUUGUAUAUUCAUUUAAUGGAUUAAAGAUCACAAUACCAAUGUU
Messenger RNA from Cricetulus griseus (Chinese hamster), 6406 nucleotides. Lineage: Eukaryota; Metazoa; Chordata; Mammalia; Rodentia; Cricetidae. The record is from RefSeq and is a predicted model, not a curated record.